This is a messenger RNA of Porites evermanni, 2507 nucleotides long. The record is from the annotation of a GenBank genome assembly. Lineage: Eukaryota; Metazoa; Cnidaria; Anthozoa; Scleractinia; Poritidae.
GUUACAACCACCAACACAAUUAAGUUCAACUUUUAGUUUUCGAUCCAAUCAUUCUCUUCUGAUCAGUUCGGCCGCCCGUAAAGACUGAUUGUGCUUACCUACUGAGUCUAAUUUCUCUGAGCAUUGAAGGUACUGAUUGAAUAUACGCGGUUGUUUUUGCAGGUAGUUUAUUAUUAUUAUCAUAAUUAUUUUUUCCUGAGGUGUCGAUAUAAUCGACUGUUUCCUCACGGAUAUGUUCCUUUAGAAGAGUUGGUCAAUCUACAUUUUCGAUCCUUUUUUAUUUGGGUAUUCUAGUACUUGUUUGCUAUUCACAGUGAGUAGCGACAGCAUUCACGAGAUAGAAUCGGCCAGAAGAGUUUAUUAGUUUACCCAAAUAUUUCCCUUUAUAAAUCCCAAAGUUCGGAGCAAUUCGAUAUUUUGAAGUGCUGCAACUACAACUUCACUGGGUGAAAACACAUCUGACAAUGGCACCCAUCGAGAAUAUAGUUCAAAACCCCUUAAACAUAGCAUUGUUGAACGUAUUUUAGUAUUUUUAUCCACUAAAAAUUAUUCGUCUGUUCGGAUUCGCUGCUGAAAGUCAAGUGAUCCGAAAAUGAUAGGGAUCAAAACUUACCUUUUCGAAAAUUUCAGCCAGAAAAAAGGCUCUCGAAAAUUCUAGGAGACCAUUUUAGGGUGAAAAUCCGUUAAAAAUGGGCAAUUAUAUCAUUUUUCAGAUGUUCGAAAAUCCUAGCGAGGCAGGCAAGGAAGAAAUUUUACAACAAAUGUUCCAAAAUUCUAGGAUCUCAAAUCGUCUUCCGAACAGAUAUUUUCCCAAAAUUGACGUUGGGUGUCCCUGAUUUAACUCAGGUCCCAAUCGUGGUACAACAACAUUGUGCAUUAUAACGAAGGGUUCCUUUUAGCCGAACCGACGUACAAACUACAGAGUUGUAUACAGCUAUUUCGAGAAAGGUUGUCGGAAAAAGUGCACGCGACAAUCCCGUAAGGUACUUAGUUAGUACUUAAGGUACUUAGUUCACUGCGUCUUCAAAGAAAUAUGAAAAAAUGCCAUGAGAGGCAAUACGCGGACGUAUGGUUUGCAAAUGCUGAAGGAAAGCAAAAAUAGAAGAUUAGACAGCUACAGUGAUCAUUAGAGUUGGAGAAGUACUGUUGAUAGGGCAUAUAGCUGAGCAGUUCAACUUCAAGUUUGCAACCGUUGUGUUCGGUCAAUUCCCUAAGGCCCUGCGCCAUAAUUUCAAACACAUGUUGGGAAUUUGGAGCGGGGGAUCAGCGAUCCACAGAAAUUAGACAUUCAGUGAGGAAGGAAGGAUGGGAUUCCCACAAAUAUUAGUCCUACGAGGAGAGAGACUGCGCAGUGUUGUUUUUUCAAGCUGCUAUCCCAAGUUAAGGGGUUUUGCCCCAUGGCGGGCCCCAGUAGCUUAGAGAGAUGACGUCUUCCGUCGUCGGUUGCAAAGUACACUUCAGGAAUUCUAGAAUGAAGUGGAUUCAUAUAGACAAACGCUUCGAACUGAACAAAGAAUCUGUUCAUUCCUUCAACAGAAUAAAAAUCUCAAAUAAAUAUUAAUAAUUAAAAGUCACCGACAUUUUAAUUGUCCAUCAUACUACAAAACACAACUGAUGACUGAUUACCUGCAUUUAUUAUUUUACAGGUAGCAGAUUUAAACCCAAUUGCAACAAAUUCAUCCAUUUUACCUGCGGGAACCCUUCCCCAUGUAAGGGGGAGAGUGUGCCAUAAGCAUCAGCAAUGUUUGUCAGUACGUCGUUUUAUACCGAUGAGCAACUGAACUUCUUCAAGUGUACAACCACUGUCGUCGACCAUUUCCCUAACGCUCUACACCGCAUAUUCGACGCCAUUAGCGUGAGAAAUGGUUGUUAAGUCGUUUACAGAUGAGCAGUUGAACUUCUUCAAGUUUUCAACCCUUGUCGUCGAUGAAUUCCCUAAAGCUCUACGCCAGACAUUCAAAUACAUGUGGGAAAAUGUCGGACCAGGAUCGAACUGGGAUGACUCGGAAGGUGUGAGAGAUUCAUUUCUGACCAAAGAGGGAGGCACAACUAAAGUUCCCACAGACAAGUCCUACGAGGAGUGGGAUUGCACCGCGCUGUUUCAAGCCACUAUCUACGCGCAAACGUUCGCUUUACCAGACAGCAAAGGUAAACUUACAACUCUUAGUGAGUUGUACGUAAAGCCUCGCCGUAUAACUCAUGGAAGUUUCCACACCUCUGUGGUAAGUCCGAGUGGAAACAAAGCGGAAACAUUUGCUUUCGCGAUUGAUCAGCUGCGACUCUUGCGAAACUCGUUUUGUCAUUCGACCAGUUCAACGAUGGACAAAAAGCUGUUUGACUAUUACGUUAAGCUCGCCAAAGAUGCGUUCAAAGCUCUUGGAGUAACAACACACUCGAUUGAUGCCGUUGGAAAUAUGCCUGAGUCUCACUUCCCCACUGAAGAGGUUGCCAGGCUGACGCAGAAACUAAAGAUCAUAGUCAUGAGAUCUAGUGUGUGUUUUGGUUAG